AGAGUUUUGAGUCCUGGAAACCGAGUAUCAGAUCUGCUCACUUUCACAGACAGCUUGGCUGGUCUGUGCAGUCGGACCUCCAAGAAGCAGCCUUUCUUCAAGGGAUCAAGAGCCCAGGCACUUUUACAGUGCCCUUCCUGUCCAGACUCUGGAAAAGCAAGGGGUGUGAGGGCGGAGCCACUGGGCUAGCAACACCCUCGCCAAGGUCCAGCCCUUGCCAGUCUUUCACCACCUUAGGGAUUUGGCACAGAGAAAGAGAUCACUCUCUCAAUGAAAAGGAAGAUGUCCCUUUAAGGUUUGCCUUGCCUGCCUGUGGACUUUAGCCUAAAAAAGGACCCGCGAUGCUGGCUUUAUUUGUCCAUGUUUCGGUCAGAGCCCGGGAAGCUUGCCAAUGAGAUUUUCGACUAAAAGCGCGAAGGAUUAGAUGCCUUUUAGGAGGUAAAAAGCGUGCAGCCAACUUAAAGACUUGGGACCAAAAGACAGGAAUCAGUCCCCUGUGGGGCCUGGACUGUGUGGCUGGCGGGACGGAAGACUGUGAGCAGCGCAGACCGCAGAAGUGGCCCAGAGCACAAGGCAUCGGUGCCCAGUUCUGCCUCUGGACAAGCACGUUCCCGGGGCGCUGCUGCGGCUCCAGCCAUGGCCCCCCGGCGCCCUGCCUGCCCAGAGGUCGCUGUCGCCUGCUUAUGGCUUCUUACCGGCUUCUGUGAAUCCUUCAAUGUGGAUGUGAAAAACUCCAUGAGUUUCAGCGGCCCAGUGGAAGACAUGUUUGGAUAUACUGUUCAACAAUAUGCAAAUGAGGAAGGAAAAUGGGUCCUUAUUGGUUCUCCUUUAGUUGGCCAACCCAAAACCAGAACUGGCGAUGUCUAUAAGUGUCCAGUUGGGAGAGGUGAAUCAUUACCUUGCAUAAAAUUGGAUCUACCAGUUAACACAUCCAUUCCCAAUGUCACAGAAAUAAAAGAGAACAUGACGUUUGGAUCAACUUUAGUCACCAACCCAAAAGGAGGGUUUCUGGCAUGUGGGCCCUUGUAUGCCUAUAGAUGUGGACACCUGCAUUACACAACUGGAAUCUGUUCCGAUGUCAGUCCCACUUUUCAAGUCGUGAACUCCUUUGCCCCUGUACAAGAAUGCAAUACUCAGCUGGACAUAGUUAUAGUGCUGGAUGGUUCCAACAGUAUUUAUCCCUGGGCUAGUGUUACAGACUUUUUAAAUGACCUUCUGGAAAAAAUGGAUAUUGGUCCUAAGCAGACACAGGUUGGAAUUGUACAAUAUGGACAAGAAGUAACUCAUGAGUUCAACCUCAAUAAAUACUCAUCUACAGAAGAGAUACUUGUGGCAGCAAAAAAAAUAAGCCAGCGAGGUGGUCGCCAGACUAUGACAGCCCUUGGAAUAGACACAGCAAGGAAGGAGGCAUUCACUGAAGCCCGGGGCGCCCGAAGAGGAGUAAAAAAAGUCAUGGUCAUUGUGACUGAUGGAGAGUCACACGACAACCAUGAAUUAAAGAAGGUCAUCCAAGACUGUGAAGAUGAAAACAUUCAGCGAUUUUCCAUAGCUAUUCUUGGCAGCUAUAACAGAGGAAAUUUAAGCACAGAAAAAUUUGUAGCAGAAAUAAAAUCUAUCGCGAGUAAGCCCACUGAAAACCAUUUCUUCAACGUCUCUGACGAGCUGGCCCUGGUCACAAUUGUUAAAGCUCUGGGAGAAAGAAUAUUUGCCUUGGAAGCUACAGUUGACCAGUCAGCGGCUUCAUUUGAAAUGGAAAUGUCUCAGACUGGCUUCAGUGCUCAUUAUUCACAGGACUGGGUCAUGCUUGGGGCAGUAGGUGCCUAUGACUGGAAUGGAACAGUUGUUAUGCACAAGGCAAAUCAAAACAUAAUCCCUCAAAAUACAACUUUUCAAGUUGGGUCUACCAAAAUGAACGAACCACUUGCUUCUUAUUUAGGUUACACAGUGAACUCUGCCACUGCUUCUGGUGAUGUGCUCUAUGUUGCGGGACAGCCUCGAUACAAUCACACAGGCCAGGUCAUCAUCUAUAGGAUGGAAGAUGGACACAUCAAGAUUCUGCAGGCAUUCCAUGGAGAACAGAUUGGUUCCUAUUUUGGCAGUGUUUUAACAACAAUUGACAUUGACAAUGAUUCUAACACUGACAUCCUUCUCAUCGGAGCGCCCAUGUACAUGGGAACAGAGAAAGAAGAACAAGGAAAAGUAUAUGUGUAUACUCUGAAUCAGACUAAGUUUGAAUAUCAAAUGAGCCUGGAACCAAUUAAGCAGACUUGCUGCGCAUCUCUGAAGCACAAUUCAUGCACAAAAGAAAACAAAAAUGAGCCAUGUGGGGCUCGUUUUGGAACAGCUAUUGCUGCUGUGAAAGACCUCAAUCUUGAUGGAUUUAAUGACAUUGUGAUAGGCGCUCCCCUGGAAGAUGAUCACGCUGGAGCUGUAUACAUUUAUCACGGCAGUGGUAAAACCAUAAGGAAAGAGUACGCACAACGUAUUCCAUCAGGCGGAGAUGGCAAGACACUGAAAUUUUUUGGUCAGUCUAUCCACGGAGAAAUGGAUUUAAAUGGUGAUGGGUUGACUGAUGUGACAAUUGGGGGUCUUGGUGGUGCAGCCCUUUUCUGGUCCCGGGAUGUGGCUGUCGUUGAAGUCUCCAUGAAUUUUGAACCCAAUAAAGUGAAUAUUCAAAAGAAAAACUGCCGUGUAGAGGGCAAAGAAACAGUGUGCAUAAACGCUACAAUGUGUUUUGAUGUGAAACUGAGGUCUAAGGAAGACUCCAUAUAUGAAGCUGAUUUGCAGUACCGUGUGACCCUAGAUUCUCUAAGACAGAUAUCACGAAGCUUUUUCUCUGGAACUCAGGAAAGAAAGAUUCAAAGAAACAUCACAGUUCGAGAAUCCAAAUGCGUUAAGCACUCCUUCUACAUGUUGGACAAGCAUGACUUUCAGGACUCCGUAAGAGUAACUGUGGAUUUUAACCUUACUGAUCCAGAAAAUGGGCCUGUUCUUGAUGAUUCUUUACCUAACUUGGUACAUGAAUAUAUUCCCUUUGCCAAAGAUUGUGGAAACAAGGAAAAAUGUAUUUCAGAUCUUACCCUGGAUGUAUCCACCACAGAAAAGGGCCUGUUUAUUGUCAAGUCUCAGAAUGACAAGUUCAACAUUAGCAUCACAGUCAAAAAUAAAGGUGACAGUGCUUAUAACACCAGAACAAUAGCACAGUACUCUCCAAAUCUAAUUUUUUCAGGAAUUGAGGGGAUCCAAAAAGAUAGUUGUGAAUCAAAUCGCAACAUCACAUGUAAGGUUGGAUAUCCCUUCCUGAGAAAAGGAGAAAUGGUAACUUUCAAGAUAUUAUUUCAGUUUAACACAUCUUAUCUCAUGGAAAACUUGAUCAUCUACUUAAGUACAACAAGUGACAGUGAAGAACCUUCUGAAACACUUUUUGAUAAUGCAGUAAAUAUUUCUAUCCCAGUAAAAUAUGAAGUUGGACUGCAGUUUUCCAGCUAUGCAAGUGAGUACCAUAUUUCAGUUGCAAGCAAUGAAACAGUCCCUGAAGCAAUUAAUUCUACUGAGGACAUUGGAAAUGAAAUUAACAUCUUCUACUUGAUUAAAAAAAGAGGACAUUUUCCAAUGCCAGAGCUUAAACUGUCAAUUUCAUUCCCCAAUUUGACAUCAGAUGGUUUUCCUGUGCUGUACCCAAAUGGAUGGUCAUCUUCUGAUAAUGCAAACUGCAGACCUCGUAGCCUAGAGGAUCCUUUUGGUAUCAAUUCUGGAACGAAAAUGAGUAUAUCAAAAUCUGAACUUCUGAAACGAGGCACAUUUCCGGACUGCAAAACAUGUAAAUUUGCUACCAUCACAUGCAAUCUCCUUCCAUCUGACGUGAGCCAAGUAAAUGUUUCACUCAUCUUGUGGAAACCAACUUUUAUAAAAACACAUUUUUCAAGCUUAAAUCUCACAAUAAGAGGAGAUCUUCAAAGUGAAAAUUCAUCACUGAUUUUAAGUAGUAGCAACCAAAGAAGAGAACUUGCCAUUCAAAUAUCCAAAGAUGGGUUACCGGGAAGAGUGCCAUUAUGGGUUAUCCUCUUGAGUGCCUUUGCUGGAUUACUGCUGUUAAUGCUGCUUAUAUUAGUACUGUGGAAGAUUGGAUUCUUCAAAAGGCCACUAAAGAAGAAAAUGGAGAAAUGAAAUAUUUUAUAAGAGGAAUGAAUAACUAUUAUUUACUGAUUGGAUUCUUCAAAAGGCCACCAAAGAAGAAAAUGGAGAAAUGAAAUACUUUGUAAAAGAAAAGAAUAACAAUUAUUCAAGUGACAUAUCCUCAGGUUUUCCUCAAAUAUGUGACAAGAAAUUUAUAAUGUAAUCAAAAGCAUGGUCACAUAACUCAAUGUAAUCCAUCAAGGAUUAGUGACUCAGUAAAUAACAGAUCAAGCAUGAUCCAAAAAGAAUACACAAAAGAUAUAUUUUAUAAAGCAAUGACAAAUAUUUUAAUUAAUUACUCACUUUUUUGAGUAAGCAAAAUUACAAAGUGUUUUAAAGAAAAAUAAUUUAUACAAAUAGGUUUAUAUCUUAAGUCACCAUCCAAAGUAUAGUAUUUAAAGAAUACAGAGUUUUAUGAUCAUUGAUACAUUUAAUUUUGAACUAAUAUAAAUUAAGAUUUUUCCAUUGAUUCCUGAUAGAUGGCUAUAUUCAACUUGAGAGCAUUUUUAAAUGUCAAGAAAUGAAUUACUUAAAAGUGAUCACUUCUCCCGAUUCAAAUCAGAAUAUUUUCCCUAGUAGAAUCCAUAUACAACAUGGGCUGAAAAAAUAUUUACAUUAUGUUCUGUAAUUGGGAAUGUUGUUUGUCUGUUUGUUUCCAAUAUGAUUGGAAAAUAGUGCAAUUGAGUUGAUAUUUUAUGUAAUAUAGAAAUUAAGAUGGUCAUUGUUUAAAAACAAAUGCACUGAAUGAAUUAAUUUAGACUUUUACAGAACAUGCUUAAGAGUGAUACUGACUUUUAAAACGUGAAACAUUUUAUGCAGAAAAAAACUUAAAGCAGUUCUGUGUAGGAUAAGAGUGAUUUAUCAUGCAAAGCCAUAUUGUAUUGGGGACAUGCCAAAAUGCUUUUGGUAGAACACAUCAGCAUAGAUGGAUAACCCUGAAAUGCUAACAUCAUCUUUGCUGAGCAACUUCUAGAAUAUUACAAAAAAUAGGAGUUUUUCAACUCCUUGGUACAGGGUUCAUUUAAACCCGCAAGCUGUGAGAAUAUGUGUAUUUUUCAUUUUUAAAAAAGAUAUUUAAUUUCCAAACACAUUUACUAUUUUCAAGAAAAGGUGUUUUACCAAGAAGUUACUUCAAUAUUUAAAUAGAGCCCUAGAAAUGUAUUUUGAAGAAUUUUGGGUUGCAAGCACAAACAACAGAAAGUUAUCACACCUCUGUGUGUGCUUCUUUGUUCUUAAAGUAAUUUGUUCAGCUCCUUGAACUCUGCAGCCUCCUAAGGCUCCAGACUGCUCCAUUUCUUAGGAAGGUAACAGUGAAUGAAUAUAUGUAAUGUAUGUGUGAACUACUGCUGCAACAUUCAAUUUCUCCACGUGAUUUACUAUCAUAACAUCAGAAUCUGUCAGUAUCUAAAAUGUGCUGAAUUUUGCUUUCUUCAUGAAAGUCAACAGAGAAACUAACGGCACUGAAUUUAAUUGUUUGAGUCUAAUUUUAAAGAAAUGACCUUACGACUCAGAGUCAGUCUGUCUACUGACUGUCCACCUCUAUGUCUAAAAUCCUGAAGACUUAGAAAUGUGACUAGGAGGUGCCAGCAUUACCAGAAGUUGGAAAAAGAGAUAAAUCUUUCUAGAGCUUAGCUAUCCGGCUGGUUUGUCAUUGUUCUGUAAUAAUAUGCUUUUGGAAUCUCUGUCUCUCUCUGUCUCUCUCUGUCUCUCUCUCUGUCUCUCUCUGUCUCUCUCUGUCUCUCUGUCUCUCUGUCUCUCUGUCUCUCUCUGUCUCUCUCUCUGUCUCUCUCUCUCUCUCUCUCUCUCUCUCUCUCUCUCUCUCUCUCUCUCUCUCUCUCUCUCUCUC
Molecule: messenger RNA, 6022 nt
Organism: Cavia porcellus (domestic guinea pig)
Lineage: Eukaryota; Metazoa; Chordata; Mammalia; Rodentia; Caviidae
Gene: Itga1
Product: integrin subunit alpha 1
Exons: 29
Coding region: 637-4167 (1176 amino acids)
Biological process (GO): cell-matrix adhesion; integrin-mediated signaling pathway; cell-cell adhesion
Cellular component (GO): external side of plasma membrane; integrin complex
Molecular function (GO): integrin binding
Source: RefSeq, a predicted model, not a curated record